Molecule: messenger RNA, 1515 nt
Organism: Gavialis gangeticus (Gharial)
Lineage: Eukaryota; Metazoa; Chordata; Crocodylia; Gavialidae
Gene: DRC10
Product: IQ motif containing D
Exons: 5
Coding region: 10-1065 (351 amino acids)
Molecular function (GO): protein binding
Source: RefSeq, a predicted model, not a curated record
AACGCAGAGAUGCUCAUGGCGGCCGCGGCGCGGCGGGAGCGAAGGCAGAUGCCGGAGGCCGCAGCGGAGCAGGAGGCCGGGCCGCGGCGGGGUACCAUGGAGACGCGGCGCGUGAUCGCGGUGCUGGACGAGACCAUCGCGCGCGCGGAGCAUAUCAGCCUCCUGCCGCACGUGGUCGCCAACCUGCGCGACCUGGCCCACGCGCUCGGGCCCGCGCUCACCCGCGCCCUGGCGGAGCACGACCUGUUGUGCCGCGCGGGCGACGAGGUGUACGCCCGCGACCUCACGGACGAGCUGUUCGUGCAGGGCCUGACCGAGUUCCGCGGCUUCCUACUGGAGCGGCUGCUGACCGGCCCGCGGGAGGAGGAGGCCCGCGCGCGGCUGGCGGCCGACGUGGCGCUGCGGGACCAGCGCAACGCCGAGGCCGUGGCGGCCCUGCGCGCGGAUCUGGCCGCAGCCCUCCAGAGCCGCGACGAGGAGAUUUGCAAGAAGAAUGCUGUGAUCCGGGAUCUCAAGACCCACUUGCACCAUUUGGCAAAGUUCUCUGAAAACCACAUCCUGCGCAGCAGGCAGGAAGCAGAGAAGCAGCAGAAAGGGGAGCUGCGUACCUCACAGGCAAAGUGUGCCAGGUUCCAGCAGGAUAUGCAGCAGCUACGAGCGCAACUCAAUGCACUUGUCACCGAGAACCGCGAGUCAGAACUGGCUCUCAGAAAGAAGAAGUACAAAGUGGAGAUGGAAAUUGAAAACUGGAUCCAAAAAUAUGAUGCUGACAUGGGAGAAAAACAGAUGGAGUAUGAGGAAGUUGAUGCUAUCUAUACUGAGGAGAAGGCCCAGCUGGCUCAGCUGAAGGAGAGAUAUGCUGUACUUGAACAAGAGUAUUCCCAGAUCAAGGAGGAAAGGAGGAUAGCCCAGGAGAAGAAGGAAAGAGCGGAGAGGGAGCUGGCUAUCAUGAUCCGUGCAGCCACUCGCAUCCAGGCCUUCUGGAAAGGCUACUUGGUCAGAUCACUGUUAAAGUCAAAGAAGAAAAAGAAAGGAAAAGGCAAGAAGGCAAAGAUCAAAAAAUAAACUACAACUCCACCUUUUUCUCUUCCCUUCUCAGCAUCCCAGACACUUCCCCAUAGAUUUCAACUACCCCCCCAUGUUAUCAUUUACCCUAUAGUAUCUAUUUGAUGGACAACCUGUCCAGUACAACAGAUAGUUCUUGUACACAAAUUUGAGACUGUAGAAGCGAUUCUAUCAUAAAUAAGUUUCAACCAAAAUUUUAGACUUCAUUUCUGGGUAGAAACAUCACUGGUCUGAAUUUAAAGUGAAAACUUGUGGUUCUGACUGGAUUCUGUCAGUUAAUGGAAAAAUUCUCAGUGGGCACUGAGUUUGUGCAUAGGUCCUUAAUGCCACUCAGUUUCUCUAUCAGUUAGGGAUAAUUCUCAUCCACACAAGGUGGGGGUUGAGACAGUUCACUAACAGUCAUUUCAGAUCCUUGGAUGGAAGAUAGGCAAAACAUUUUCCUUUGAAUAA